GUGAACGCGGCCGAACAAGACACAAAAGAGGCGAAGAGGACGGGAAAAGGAAGGAAAAAAAAAGAAAAGAAAAGACGAGCUUCGAACAAGUUGUGCAUGACAUUUUUCACCUUGGCUGACCUUGAGGAGCAGCGGGCCCCAUUGGAGCGACCUCGUCGCCGCGGUUCACCCUCUUUCCCCGUUCUCCCCCUCCGCACCCUCCGGCCUCCGUGAAUGACUCAGCCGAGCAUGCCUGCGGUGUCUGCAAACACGGAUUUACAUGAAACCCUGGCCUUGCUCACCUCUCAGCUCCACCCUGGCGCCAACCACAAGGAGGACCUGGUCUUCCUCAAAGACGUCUUCAGUGAGAAGAGCCUCGGCUACCUCAUGAAGAUCCACGAGAAACUGAAGCAGUACGAGAAGCGCACCCCGACUCCAGUCCUGCACAGCGCCUCCUGUCUGGCGGAGGAUCUGACAGAGGAUCUUCAGGACGGGCUGCUGGAGGAGGAUGGGAAAGAGCUGCUGCUUCUGCUCAGCACUCCUCACCUCAAGGCUGUGCUGUCGGCCCACGACACGGUGGCCCAGAAGGACUUCGACCCGGUGCUGCCGCCCCUGGACGUGUACGUCGAUGACGAGCUGGAGGAAGAGUCGGUAAAGAUCGUCCGCCUGGUGAAGAACAAGGAGCCUCUGGGCGCGACCAUCCGGCGAGACGAGGCCACCGGCGCCGUCAUCGUGGCGCGGAUCAUGAGGGGAGGAGCGGCCGACCGCAGCGGUCUGGUGCACGUGGGCGAUGAGCUGCGGGAGGUCAACGGCAACCUGAUAACCCACAAAAGGCCGGAUGAAAUAAGUCACAUUCUGUCACAGUCACAGGGCUCCAUUACAUUGAAAAUCAUCCCGGCCAUCAUGGAAGAAGACAAGAUGAAGGAAAGCAGGGUCUACCUGCGGGCUUUGUUCGACUACGUGCCCUUUGAGGACAGAGCCACGCCCUGUCAGGAGGCGGGGCUUCCUUUUAAAAGAGGGGACGUCCUUCAGGUGGUGAGCCAGGAGGAUUCCACUUGGUGGCAGGCCAAGAAAGUGGGCGACUGCAACCUGCGCGCCGCCCUCAUCCCCUCCACACACUUCCAAGAGAGGCGCUUGAGAUACCGCCUGAAGACCGGUUCCUUCCCGGUCUCAACGUGCCCGCAUGUGACCACACACGAGCGGGCUGACCGAGUCCAAGUGGCUUUACCCUACCUUCCUUCCUCUCACCCUGUCUGCUCCUCCUCCUCCUCCUCCUUCCGCUCGCUCCGCCCCGCAGACGACAGCGACGUUGAGGCAAAAGACGUAGUUUCUCCCACAUCGAAGGCAGCAGCUGCCUUCUGUGGCCAUGUUUUCUCGUGGGAUUUUAACUCAGCUGGCCUGCGCCAAAGUUUACGUCUGAAGAGGGAGCGGGAGGGAUCGCCGGCGGAGCAUCGCACCCCGGACGCCAAUCACGGUGAUUUCCUGAUCUACGAAGAAGUCGCGCUCUACCUGCCUCGGCCCGGCGAGAGGCCUCGUCUCAUCGUGCUGCUCGGAUCCCUGGGAAGUCGCGUCGCCGAGCUCAAACAGAAGGUGAUCGCAGGCAACCCCAGACUUUACGGCUUGGCUGUACCUCAUACCACCCGACCCCGGAGGAGUCACGAGCGAGAGGGAGUGGAGUAUCACUUCAUCACCAAAGCUGCUUUCGAGGCCGACAUCCACAAUGGCAAGUUUAUUGAAUACGGAGAGUACAAAGAUAAUUUGUACGGCACCAGUUUGGAGUCCAUUCACAGAGUUCUGCUUCAAAAUAAAAUCUGCCUUGUGGACGUGCAGCCUGAGGCAUUGAAAGUUCUCCGCACGCCCGCGUUCAAGCCCUUCGUCGUCUUUGUGAGACCUUCCGUCGACAGCGAGAGGAAGUCUCUGAGCUCCUGUUCCUCGCUCGUCAGCGUCGCCAUCACGGAGCACGACAUGCAGGACAUGAGGCAGUCAGCGGAGCGGAUGGAGCAGAGCUACGGCCACUGGCUGGAUUACGUGCUGGUGAAGGAGGAGCCGCUGGGGGCCGUCGCUGAGCUCCAGGCCGUGCUGGAGCGGGUGCGACAGGAGCCCCAGUGGGUGCCCCUAUCCUGGGUGAGGACCUAGAUCUUCUUGAGACCUGUACCAGCUGCCAACACCACUGUGUCAACAACUCAGCCUUGUGCUCCAUUUUUUGUCUCCUUGCCAAACUGUCCAUCCACAAUUACUGUUCAGUGUGCAUUGACUGAGAUACAAACUGCAACAUGACUAGUUAGUUUUGUGUGUUGCAAAGGAAUUAUUUCCAUGGAAAUUGAGGGUAAAUAUAAACUUUUUUUUUGUCAAACAGACAUCCAUGCAAAAUAGCUUGCUCUCCUUGCCUGCAUGAAAAGACUAUUUUAAAAUUCACUUGAGCAGUGGUGUAUCUGAAGCUCACUCGUAAUGAGUUUUGGACUACAAAGCAAACAAAAAAGGAUAGCGCCAAAUCUGUUUGUCAGGAUGAGAAAUAUUUCCAAGUUUCCUAUUAAGAGCCAAUUAUGAAUUCCUGUUUUGUUUCCAACUUUGAAAUUUGCAGGACUUUUGCAACACUAGUGAUUCGUCAUGGGACAAUGUUGACUGCAAGUGCCAAACCAAUCAUGCGAGGCAGGAUUGUUAAAUAUACGCAUAGCACCCAUUCACAGCCGCAGCUACUUGUCUCAUGUUAAAUGUUUUUUGUUUGCUGUUAACAACAAUGAAAAGUUUUAAACAAAACUCA
Molecule: messenger RNA, 2740 nt
Organism: Phycodurus eques (leafy seadragon)
Lineage: Eukaryota; Metazoa; Chordata; Actinopteri; Syngnathiformes; Syngnathidae
Product: MAGUK p55 subfamily member 3-like
Exons: 20
Coding region: 214-2115 (633 amino acids)
Cellular component (GO): plasma membrane; cell-cell junction
Molecular function (GO): protein binding
Source: RefSeq, a predicted model, not a curated record